AUGUUCAACGGAUUCCACACCCCGAUUCCUCCAAGCGACGCCGAGCUUGCAACCCAAACGUUGCAUGAAGAGUCUGGCUAUCGCUUCCCGUCGUUCUCAGCCAAUGAUGCGGUCACUCUGGGUCUCUCCCUCAGAAAGCGUUUCCGCGCAUCGUCCCGCCACUCAAAAGGAAAGGGGUUGGUUCUCUCUAUACAGACCAUUGCAGGGCACACGCUGUUUGCGUGUACUGUGGGUGAUUUAGGUGGGCUCUCGGGAGCGGGCGACGUAAGCCUCGAUAGCUGGGGUUGUUUGGAGGGUAUGAUUGCAGUCGUGCGGAGAACGGGACACUCGAGUUACUAUGUUGAGAAAGGCAUGGGAGCCAUGGGCAAAACACCAUCCCAAAUGGGCAUCAAAGGAGAAUAUCGUAUAAGCGGAGGAGCAUUUCCUAUAUGGCUUGAAAAUGCCCCGUGCUGUCCCAUCGCAGUGGUAGCAUGCUAUUCAGGCUCAAGUGCCGAUGAUCAUCACAUGGUCGUCAAUGUGGUAAGGGACUACCUCAAGAAAAUGCUUCGGGACAGCGAAGUGCCCCCUCCAUCGGAUUCCAUGCCGAUGCGCGUACCCCCAUUAAGCGGACGAGAAAGUUCGGCAUGGAUCGGCGAGCCUGCAUCAAGCGGGCUGCACAUUCGUAGCAGUUCAGAAUAUCGAGACGAUCAUGAGUUGUAA
Messenger RNA from Fibroporia radiculosa, 699 nucleotides. RefSeq lists its product as uncharacterized. Gene Ontology annotation, cellular component: TRC complex. The record is from RefSeq and is a predicted model, not a curated record. NCBI's taxonomy places the organism in Eukaryota, Fungi, Basidiomycota, Agaricomycetes, Polyporales, Fibroporiaceae. The transcript is spliced from 6 exons. Bases 1 to 699 code for a protein of 232 amino acids. Gene Ontology annotation, biological process: post-translational protein targeting to endoplasmic reticulum membrane.